Molecule: messenger RNA, 1086 nt
Organism: Strongylocentrotus purpuratus (purple sea urchin)
Lineage: Eukaryota; Metazoa; Echinodermata; Echinoidea; Camarodonta; Strongylocentrotidae
Product: histamine N-methyltransferase
Exons: 3
Coding region: 44-979 (311 amino acids)
Source: RefSeq, a predicted model, not a curated record
AACACUGAUCCUUAAUUUAGUAGUCCGUGGACAAACUGAAAUCAUGGCAGAUAACGGUGUCCCCGAAUCAUGUUUCGAAAACCUUCCGAAGUUGGUUGAAGAUUUGGAUGAUUAUCUUGAGGCUUACCAGGCCUAUGCUGAAUUUUCAGGGCUCAAAGUGAACAUUUACAAGGACUGGGCCAGGAUCAUAUUUGAGGAUCAUGUCGUCAGCCAUUUCACUUCGAAGUUUCCAAGUGAUGAAAUUAUUCGUGUGCUGGCAGUCGGUAGCGGUGAUGGUAAAGUGGAUAGCUGCAUGCUAGAACAACUUGUGGCAAGGUACCCCCGUAUCCACUACACGGUGGUCGAACCCGCCAAAGAACCACUGGAAGAAUUCAAAGCCCUCAUCAAUGACAACCGACCCAAGUUCGACGGUGUGGAGUUUGAAUGGCGAAACGAGACCUUUGACGACUUUCAAAAGUUGGAGGAAGAGAAAGAGAGAUCGAGGGGUGUGGAUAAAGAAAGAUUUCAUCUUAUCCACGCUGUUCAUUCACUCUACUAUGUCAAUGACCUACAGCAGGCACAGUCCUAUCUGAGGGACAGGCUUGUCAAGCAUGGAGCUCUCCUAGUUAUUCUUCUUUCAGAAGAAGCCGGUAUCUAUCGCGUAUGGGAUCGAUACCCCAAACUGUGCGAAGGAAGCCCCGCCACCAACCUCUGCUCCGCCCAUCUCCGCGAGAUUUACGCCCGAUCCGACACGCCCUAUAAAUUCCACCACCAAUCAUGGCCCUCUGAUAUCUCCCAGUGCUUUGACCCCGCCUCUAUCAAGGGCGGCAGAAUGCUCGAUUUCAUAACUCACGUGAGGAAUUUCCGCCAAUCAGCGCCCGAGGAAUUGAAGAAGAGUGUCGUAGCUUUCUUGAGGGGAUUAAAUCAAAGCGAUAGAGAGGAUAAGAUGAGUACUGGAGGAUACCAGCGAGACUGGGACUCCAUGGUAAUGAUUAAAUAAUGACGGAUAAUAAUCACAGUUCAAUUAAUAUAGUGUAAACAGUACAAAAAGUUCUAGGAGGGGAGAGGGCUUCGGGCUUAAGCAGUACGCACCCCCCCCCCCGUACA